Messenger RNA from Knipowitschia caucasica, 513 nucleotides. The record is from the annotation of a GenBank genome assembly. NCBI's taxonomy places the organism in Eukaryota, Metazoa, Chordata, Actinopteri, Gobiiformes, Gobiidae.
AUGCCCAGCGAUAAGACUGUGGGAGGGGGAGACGACUCCUUUAACACCUUCUUCAGUGAAACGGGAGCCGGGAAACACGUCCCCAGAGCCGUGUUUGUGGAUCCGGAGCCCACCGUCAUCGACGAGGUGCGAACAGGAACCUACCGCCAGCUGUUCCACCCGGAGCAGCUCAUCACCGGGAAGGAGGACGCUGCUAAUAACUACGCUCGCGGUCACUACACCAUUGGGAAAGAGAUCAUCGAUGUUGUCCUGGACCGCAUCAGGAAACUGGUGUCCACUGCGGUGGUGGAGCCGUACAACGCCAUCCUGACCACGCACACCACUCUGGAGCACUCUGACUGCGCCUUCAUGGUGGACAACGAGGCGGUGUACGACAUCUGCCGGCGCAACCUGGACAUCGAGCGCCCCACCUACAUCAACCUGAACCGUCUGAUGAGCCAGAUAGUGUCCUCCAUCACCGCCUCCCUGCGCUUCGACGGCGCCCUGAACGUGGACCUCAGAGUUCCAGACUAA